UACACCCCGGCGGAGCCGAGUCUGGAAGGGACGCGCCACACCAGCACUCCGCAGACCCCGACCCCCAGGCUCCGCCUCCGCGCCAUGGCCGCGCCGGGACCCCGCGCCUUACGGGCUGCGCUCUGUGGCGGCUGCUGCUGCCUCCUCCUGUGUGCCCAGCUUGUUGUAGCUGGUAAAGGAGCUCGAGGGUUUGGGCGGGGAGCCCUUCUCCGCAUGAACAUCUGGCCAGCUGUCCGAGGGGCCUGCAAACAGCUGAAGCUCUGUGAGCAUUGUGUGGAGGGGAACAGAGCACACAACCUCACUGGCUGUGUGUGGGAGCAGUGUCAGCCGGAGGAGCCAGGACACUGUGUGGCCCAAGCUGAGGUGGUCAAGGAAGGUUGCUCUGUCUACAACCGCUCAGAGUCAUGUCCAGCUGUGCACCACCAUCCCACUUAUGAACCGAAGACCAUCACAACAGAGAGCCCUUCGGUCCCUGAGGCCCACGGCCCUGGCUUUGAUGGGGCCAGCUUCAUUGGUGGCGCCGUGCUGGUGCUGAGCCUGCAGACAGUGGCCUUCUUUGUCUUGCGCUUCCUCAAGGCCAAGGACAGCACCUACCAGACACUAAUCUGACCCCCUUCAGGCCUGGAUUCCACACUCAGGGGAAAAAGGAUGAAGAGGCUGCCCUCUUGACCCGCUUGUGGGCACUAGGGGUGGGAGAAACUGUGGUCACCAAAUUCUGGCCCCUGUGGGCACCGAGCAGGCUUGGUGCCCAAUACCUGACAUCCCCUCCUGUCUGGGCCUGGUACCUGCGGAUGAGAGCAUCCUUCAACCACCUUCUGUCUCAUCCAUCAUCCCUGUGGGGCCCCCUGCCUGGUACUAGGUCUGGAGCCUGCCUCCUCCCAUCAACCUGGCCUGGACACUGCCCCCAAAUAA
Messenger RNA from Delphinapterus leucas (beluga whale), 912 nucleotides. It is a transcript of the gene CD164L2, whose product is annotated as CD164 molecule like 2. Gene Ontology annotation, cellular component: cytoplasmic vesicle. Lineage: Eukaryota; Metazoa; Chordata; Mammalia; Artiodactyla; Monodontidae. The record is from RefSeq and is a predicted model, not a curated record.